This is a messenger RNA of Canariomyces notabilis, 1575 nucleotides long. Its product is annotated as FMN-linked oxidoreductase. Gene Ontology annotation, molecular function: dihydroorotate dehydrogenase activity. Gene Ontology annotation, biological process: pyrimidine ribonucleotide biosynthetic process; 'de novo' pyrimidine nucleobase biosynthetic process. The transcript has a single exon. The record is from RefSeq and is a predicted model, not a curated record. The coding region runs from base 109 to 1575 and encodes 488 amino acids. Gene Ontology annotation, cellular component: cytoplasm; mitochondrial inner membrane. NCBI's taxonomy places the organism in Eukaryota, Fungi, Ascomycota, Sordariomycetes, Sordariales, Chaetomiaceae.
GUCGAAGCUUCAGAAUCUCCUGAACACACCAAACCAAAUCGCAGCUCGGCCGCCUUUCGUUCCGCUCAAGCCAUUGAGCGCUGGCUUUGACCAGCCCUCGUCAGCAAGAUGGCGGGCCCUUACCUAGGGGCACGACACGCUCUUUCAGCCAUCCUUCGACCCAUUUCACGCCAGCAUUGCCGUCAACAGCCCAGACUGAGCAACCAACCCCAGCGUCGCCUCGCAUCCACAACCUCCCCAACAACCCCCGUCCUCUCCCGCGCACGAACCAUUCUCAUAAGCAGCACACUCGCCACCUCGCUCUUUGCAGCCUACUACUACGCGACCGACACGCGCGCCUCGCUGCUACACCGCUGGCUGAUCCCCCCGCUGCUGCGGCUGAUCUUCCCCGACGCCGAAGACGCCCACCACGCCGGCACCGCCGCGCUCAAGGCGCUGUACUCCCUCGGCCUGCACCCCCGCGAGCGGCCCGCCUCCCCCGCAAAAGAGCAAUCGCAACCCCCGCUCUCCGUCACCGUCUUUGGCACGACGCUCGCAAACCCCAUCGGCAUCUCGGCGGGGCUAGACAAAGACGCCGAGAUCCCCGACGCGCUCUUCGCGCUGGGCGCGGGCGUGGUCGAGGUGGGCGGGUGCACCCCGCUGCCGCAGGAGGGGAAUCCGCGCCCGCGCGUGUUCCGCGUCCCCGCCGUCGACGGAAUGGUCAACCGCUACGGGCUCAACUCGCGCGGGGCCGACGCCAUGGCCGCGCGCCUGCGCGAGCGGCUGCGCAGGUUUGCACUCAGCUUGGGAUUGACGGAACGCGAGAUGCUCGAUGGCGCGGUUGAGGGUGCCGGUGUUCCGACGGGGAGUCUGACGCCCGGCCGUCUGCUGCUCGUGCAGAUUGCUAAAAAUAAGAAGACGGAUGAGCGGGAUGUCAAUGCGGUGAUUAGGGACUAUGUGCAUUGCGUGACGCGGUUGGCGCCGUAUGCUGAUGUGUUGGUGGUCAAUGUCAGUAGUCCAAACACUCCUGGUCUCAGGGACCUGCAGGCGGCGGAGCCGCUGGCGAGGUUGCUCAGUGCCGUGGUAAACGAGGCCAAGCGGACGGAUAGGAAAACCAAGCCGAGGGUCAUGGUCAAGGUUUCGCCAGACGAGGAUGAUGAUACCCAGAUGGAGGGCGUCGUGCAGGCCGUGUGGAUGAGCGGAGUGGAUGGGGUCAUUGUGGGCAACACGACCAAACGGCGCACUGGGCUCGUCCCGCAGGGGGUGAAGCUGAAUAGCAGGGAGCAGAAGGCACUGAUUGAGGAAGGGGGCUUCUCGGGGCCGGCCAUGUUUGACCGGACACUGGACCUCGUGGGAAGGUAUCGCAAGAUGCUCGAUAGUUACUCGCUCAAGUCUGCUGAGGCGGAUAACGUGCUUGCUCCGCAAAAGGUCAUCUUUGCGACGGGAGGCAUCACAACUGGCGAGCAGGCCCUGAAGGUCCUGAACGCUGGCGCGAGUGUGGCCAUGGUUUACACAGGACUGGUCUAUGGUGGCUCCGGCACCAUUACGAGGAUAAAGAACGAGAUGAGGGAGAAACUUGCGAUAAAAGCGGCGUGA